UUUUCAGGAACUAAUGUAGUUACAGUCUGUAGGUUACAUAUGUACAAAUAUUAAACACUUACAGUAAAAGAUGCUAUAUGAGUGACUGUCGCCAUCUACUGUACAUAACUUGUAAGUGUCAUCAAUGCUCUCUAUUAAUCUUCUGCACAACUGGUUUACCUACAUAAGCAGAGCGGUUACCUGAUUGGCGCACGCGGCUAUCGUCUUUGUGUGCAUCACUGAUGAUUAUAGAUUAACAACAUUUAGAACCAUAACACGAUCACAUAAAGAUCGUUUCCCUUACCAAGACCGUCGACGCUGUGAGAAGCAAAUAUGACCAUAAGAAAUGUACGGGACCACGGACAGCGUUAUAAACCGCGUAUGGCAUGCCUGAAGAAGGUGGAGGCUGUGGUGUUGGAGAUGCAGGACCCUAAGACUGGAGUGAAAUCUCAAACCCAGAGGCUUGUUAUCACCACCAUCCCACAUGCCAUAACAGGAGAAGACAUUGUUGCUUGGCUUGCUAAUCGAUUUAGAAUAGACGCUCUGGAGGCCCUAGCUAUGGGUACCAUGAUGGUGGCUUUUGGGUACAUUUAUCCACUACAGGAUCACAAAAGACUUAUCCUUAAACCAGAUGCAUCUCUGUAUCGCUUUCAGACACCAUAUUUUUGGCCUGCACAGCAAUGGCCGGUUGAGGACACAGACUAUGCAAUAUAUUUGGCAAAGAGAAAUAUACGCAAGAAAGGGUUGUUGGAGUUGUAUGAACAGGAACAGUACAACAACCUUUAUAAAUGGAUGAACCACAAGUGGGACUUUAUUGUAAUGCAGGCCAAAGAGCAGUAUAGGGCAGGAAAGGAGAGAAAAAAGCCAGAUCGGGUGGUUUUUGAUUGUCAGGAACGAGCUUACUGGAUUGUGCAUCGGCCACCGCCAGGAACAGUUAGUGCCAUGGAUUAUGGACAUGACAGGAUGGUCGACCCUAAUGUGGAUGAGCAAAAUACAUCAGACUACUACAGAAGAAUCAUUAUGUUCACUCAGCAAUGUAUUAUGAGGCCCAGGGUGAAGUCAUCGGUGUCAAUUGGAGCACUUGUUAAAUACACAACUACAUAUAAAGAACACGACCCCUUCCUCCACUCCUCCCUGCCAAGCAACCCUUGGAUAACAGAUGAUGUUACGUAUUGGACCCUCAACAUGCCAAAUGUCGAAAUUCCUACUAAAAUGAGGGUUGAGCGCUGGACAUUCAGUUUUGGAGAACUGCUUUCUGACCCUCGUGGAAGGGCUGAUUUUCGUCUCUUUCUUAAGAAGGAGUUCAGUGGUGAAAAUCUUGCCUUCUGGGAGGCAUGUGAGGAUUUAAAAUGGGGUGCUGCAGAGACAAUGAAGGAAAAAGCUCAGCAAAUCUAUAAGACGUUUUUGGCUCGUGGAGCUCCUCGUUGGAUCAACAUUGAUGGGAAAACCAUGGACAUAACAGUCAAGGGUUUGGCCCACCCUCAUCGAUAUGUACUGGAUGCUGCCCAGACUCACAUUUACAUGCUCAUGAAAAAGGACUCAUAUGGGCGAUAUCUAAAGUCCCCAGUGUUCAAGGAAACCCAGAGAAGGGCCAUUGCUCCUGAAGCACACAGAUUUAGUGAUUCCCAGUUGGAGCAGAAUGCUAAGAGGAGGCGGCCCAGUCUGAGUCCAAUCAUUCUGAGACAGCAGGAGGAGGAGCAGAAGGCUAAACUGGCAGCCAGUGGCCCAGUCGACAUCACACAGCUGUGCCGGUUUACAGCACCUGUGCCUCACCUGGCAGUGUAUACUGGCAUUUGUGAAGCCCAGUCCACUGCCUCCCCUGGGCUCAUGACACUGCCCAACAGCGCUGCUUGUCCCUCACCCAUCAGCGUUGCCAUCGACAGCACUCCAGCCUCAGAGAGAAGGUUUGAUGGCAAUGGAGGGCCUUCCUCUUCCCAUUUCCCUUCUAUUGCAGAAGCCUCAGUAUCAGAGGAGGAUAACCAGACUCCUGCCCCCAAGUCUCGUAUGGCUCUGUCCCUUAGCAAGCUCCUCCGCAGAGGAUGCAAUGCCCCGUCUGUGUUUGCCAGCUUAUCCCCAAAAUGUGGUGUAACUUCAGGUGGUGGUAAAGUGCAGCCGCUCGGAGUGGAGCCAGUUGUACAGCCGCAGCCCAGAAGAAUCGCAAACUUUUUUCAAAUCAAAGUUGACAUCCCACCCGAAUGCCGUAUCUACCCCAUUGAUUCAGAAGAUGAGGAGGACGAUGGCCCAGAUACGGCACGAGGCGUGAAAGAAAUCAUCUGCCCAUGGGAAACAAUCACCAAACAAGAUGGAGCAGGGUAGAAAAAUCAUAAUACAUUCAUUGGAAAGGAAGGAAAUACAAUGAACCAACACUUGUGUCAUAAAUAUUUCGUCUUACAACCAUGAGAAGGCUGUGGUUAGUAAUGUAUGAAGCAACAUCACCACUAUUUGACUUGUCUGUUAUUUCUAAUAGCUUUUAGGUAGUGCCUAUGUAGCCAAUUGAAUGACUUGGUUAUAACAUGUUUCAGUGUUGGUUUUAUAUACGUAAAUUUGUUUUCUGAUGUCAGUUGUACUGUCAUUGAUCUUUUAUGACUAAGGGGCCUUAUUUGAAGAUUUUUUUAACCUGUCAUCUGUUUGUUUAGUGGUGCAAACCAAUAUUUUGUACUUGGCUUUUGUUCACUGUUUUAUAUAGCUACAAAAUAUAUGUAAAUGUGAACCGCUUUGAGAAAUGUUAUUUUCUUAGGAAGUAUAUCUAGUAAGGCAGUAAAACUGAAUGUGAAUACACAUUUGCUGUCUGAAUGUAUUAACUUUAAAAUGUUUACAGCUCACUUCAGAAUGUGAAUAUGUUCAUUACUCAUAUUUAACUUGUGUAAGUGCCUCAAUAAAUCAUUUAAAAGUUGGUUAUUUGAAUGUCUUGUUGAUACCAUAUAUUAUACAUGGUUACAUCAUUCAGUUUAAUGGAAUGAAGUUAAUAUUUUUUUAUUUAAUCUACUACAAGACUGUGAGAAAACCUGUCUUUAAAACCUUUUUAAAAAAAACUGUGUCUGAAACUAACUAUGGAUUAGGAGCCAUUUUUAAGUUUGAUUUUAACAAUUUAUUUUUAUUAUGAUUUCGAUCUUAUAAAGGCCUAUAUCAGUCUAUAUUACAGAUAUCAAUGUUAUACUUUUUUAAUGUAGGAUGAUUUGAUGUAGAAAACUAUAAAUCACAAAAAAUUCUUAGCAGUGGGUUUUAACAGCCAGGGUUACGUGGGACUUUUAUUUUAUAACAAACCAAUCUAAUUCUAGAUAUUCUUUUUAAUGACCAUUAUUAAAUG
Molecule: messenger RNA, 3286 nt
Organism: Misgurnus anguillicaudatus (oriental weatherfish)
Lineage: Eukaryota; Metazoa; Chordata; Actinopteri; Cypriniformes; Cobitidae
Gene: rgs9b
Product: regulator of G protein signaling 9b
Biological process (GO): intracellular signal transduction; G protein-coupled receptor signaling pathway; positive regulation of GTPase activity
Cellular component (GO): cytoplasm; plasma membrane; neuron projection
Molecular function (GO): GTPase activator activity
Source: RefSeq, a predicted model, not a curated record